Messenger RNA from Rubroshorea leprosula, 2611 nucleotides. The record is from the annotation of a GenBank genome assembly. NCBI's taxonomy places the organism in Eukaryota, Viridiplantae, Streptophyta, Magnoliopsida, Malvales, Dipterocarpaceae.
AGCUUUUGAGAAUUCCAAACUGACAUCCAAAUUUCUCAUGAUAUAUCAAAUCCCAAUCCUCGUUGACCUUCAUCUUCACCAAGGAAACCAUAAAACAGGGUACUAAAUUUAGUCUCGGAAGCAGCUGAUUCCCUCCUCCCCACAAGAAACGAUGGGUUAUUUGACCGAAUUGCGAAUAUCAACAUCCUCCUGCGGACAACCAACGGCAUGUCACAUGCGGGUUUCGAAUAUCUAUUGAUCGAAUGGCGGUUGGCCAUCUAGUUUUUGUGUUUUACAUACUUGAACUUGGAGCUGAACUGAAAAUAGUAGAAAUUGAAAAGAUUAUUGGGUUUUCGACUUUAGAAGAUUUUAUGGCGGUGGAAGGAGAAACCUCUGCCAGCAACGUGGUGGCUGCUGCCGCUGCCGCAUAUCCUGGUGUUUCAUUGCUGUGGAGACGUGUCGUGGCCGUUCUCGUUUUUCUACUCCUCCCCUCAGUUGCUGUCUGCUCUGCUCCCUUGUCCCAGCAAGAUUCCAGAAGCAAUUCAUCAUCCCAUCGCCUACUAGCUAGCACUAGCACAAACAUGGUGAGAACUUAUAAAAGGGUUUGGAAAAUGUUCUAUCAGAAACUUCAGGUUUGCCCAACAUAUCCUAUGCGCAAUGAUCAGGACAGGGCAAAUAGCACUGCAGGUUCAGAGAAGGUCAUUAAAGCUUCAUGUAUUAGAGAUGCAUUGAAAUUGUUGGAUGCCAACUUCUUCAAUGAUACCAAGGUCCUGGAGAUUGAAAAGGGUGCAUUAGAGUUCAACAUUCCUAUAAUAAGAGCCAACAGGAAGUUAGUUGCUUCUGUUGAUGGAGGGCUACAUAAUCCAUCUCCUUUGGUUUUUAAUCCUCAGUGGAGGAGGGAAAAGUCACAAGGCAAAUGCAAAAGAUUUAGUCAUUCUACUGUUUCUGGAAUUCAGAGGCCAAAAAGUGAGGAAGAUAUUGCCUUCAUGACUGUUCUUGAGUUGGGAGAACUUAUUAAAACAAAACAAAUCACUUCUGAGGGGCUUACAAGGAUUUUUUUGGAGAGAUUGAAAAGAUACAAUCCUGUUCUUGAAGCUGUGGUUACUUAUACUGAGGAUUUGGCUUACAAACAAGCAAAAGAAGCUGACAAAUUGCUUGCUGAAGGAGUCUAUUUAGGACCUCUGCAUGGCAUCCCUUAUGGGUUGAAGGAUAUAAUCUCAGUACCAGGCUACAAGACAACUUGGGGAUCAACAACUUUUAAAAAUCAAAUUCUGGAUAUUGAAGCCUGGGUAUAUAAGAAGUUAAAAUCUGCUGGAGCUGUCCUUGUUGCAAAGCUUGUCAGUGGAUCAUUGGCCUAUGAUGACAUCUGGUUUGGUGGUAGGACUAGAAACCCAUGGAAUAUUGAGGAAUUUUCAACUGGUUCAUCAGCAGGGCCUGCUGCCUGUACCUCAGCUGGCAUGGUUCCAUUUGCAAUUGGUUCGGAAACAGCUGGGUCCAUAUCCUACCCUGCAGCUCGGUGUGGUGUGACUGCUCUGCGUCCAACUUUUGGUACUGUUGGACGAACUGGUGUAAUGAGCUUAUCAGAAAGCUUGGAUAAGCUUGGCCCCUUCUGUAGAGAUGCUGCCAGUUGCGCAAUUAUUUUGGAUGCCAUCCGUGGGAAGGAUCCAGAUGACCUUUCAUCACGUGACAUCCCCUUUGAUGACCCAUUCUCGGUUGAUAUUACGAAGCUUACAGUUGGUUAUCUUGAAGAUGCUGAGAUGGAGGUUGUUCAUGUGCUUGCAUCAAAGGGUGUCAAUGUAGUUCCUUUCAAGCUGAAUUACACUGUUGACUCUGUCCAAGGUAUACUGAAUUUCACAAUGGAUGUGGACAUGUUGGCACACUUUGAUGAAUGGCAGCGCUCAUUACAAGAUGAUGUUUAUGAAGCUCAAGAUCAAUGGCCAGUGGAAUUACGUCGUGCUCGUGUAGUGUCAGCAGUAGACUAUAUGCAGGCACAAAGAGCUCGGGGAAAGUUAAUUCGAGAAGUGAAAGAAAGUUUUACUGUUGAUGCAUUUAUUGGCAAUGUGACUGACUGGGAGAAAGUUUGCCUGGGAAAUCUUGUUGGCCUACCGGUGAUUGUUGUCCCAACUGGAUUGAAAAACAUAUCAGAUCCACCAUCCGGUCAUACUCGUAGAAGAACCACAGUCAACACUGGCAUUUAUGCGCCUCCUGACCAUGACCACAUAGCAUUAGCAUUGGCAAUGGCUUAUCAAUCAACAACCAAUCAUCAUAAGCAGCGUCCACCUAUCGAUGAUCUUGGACCAAACGACAAAAUUCCCAGUCCCCCAAUGGUCACCAUCCCUCCUCGACUGCCGCAUGGUUAAGAGACUUUACCUCAGAAGCUUGGUGCUUGCUUUGCAGUCCUGAAGGCAGCAGGUCCACCAUUAUUCAUUAAUGUGACACCAUGAAAUACUAGAUGUCAAUGAACUUUUAAAUCCUUUUUAUUUUUAUAUGCGUCAUAUGGAUGAUCCCCUGUUAAAGUAGACUCAUUUGAUUCUCGAGCAUGAAACAUCACUUUUUGCAGAAAAGUUUCUGCGCGGCAUAGCAUUAUGCUCUACUUUGGGACUUUUGGUCAUGAAUUCUUGAAACGAUUUUA